This is a messenger RNA of Harpia harpyja (harpy eagle), 2064 nucleotides long. RefSeq names its product galactosidase beta 1 like (gene GLB1L). Gene Ontology annotation, molecular function: beta-galactosidase activity. Gene Ontology annotation, biological process: carbohydrate metabolic process. Lineage: Eukaryota; Metazoa; Chordata; Aves; Accipitriformes; Accipitridae. Gene Ontology annotation, cellular component: vacuole. The record is from RefSeq and is a predicted model, not a curated record.
GAGAAGGAUCAUGUGAUGGUGGUGUCCACGUCCCCCUUCGUCCCCAAUCCCGGGCCUGCCGAGCGCCCAGAGAAGAUGGGGCUGCCAGCUCUCGCCCUGCUGCUGGUGGCAGGGCUCCUACGCACGCAGGCCUCCCCCCCGGCGCGCUCCUUCCAGCUGGAUUACGAGGAAGACUGCUUCCGCAAGGAUGGUGCCCCUUUCCGCUACAUCUCAGGCAGCAUCCACUACGCCCGCGUCCCACGCCCCGCCUGGAGGGACCGGCUCCUCAAGAUGUACAUGAGCGGGCUCAGCGCCGUGCAGGUCUACAUCCCCUGGAACUACCAUGAGCCGCUGCCGGGGGUUUAUGACUUUGCUGGGGACCGGGAUGUGGAAGCCUUCCUGGACCUGACAGCCGAGCUGGGGCUUCUGGUGAUCCUGCGGCCGGGACCCUACAUCUGUGCGGAGUGGGAGAUGGGUGGCCUACCCGCCUGGCUGCUGUGGAAACCAGACAUCAUCCUGCGCUCCUCCGACCCCGCCUACCUGGCAGCCGUGGACUCCUGGCUCCAUGUCCUGCUUCCCAAGAUCAAGCCACGGCUAUACCAGCAUGGAGGGAACAUCAUCAGUGUGCAGGUGGAGAACGAAUAUGGGAGCUACUACGCCUGUGACUAUGGGUACCUGCGGCACCUGCUGGGCUCCUUUCGGGUGCUGCUAGGAAGCGAGGUGCUGCUCUUCACCACCGAUGGCACACGGGCAGAGGAGCUGCGCUGCGGCACGCUGCAGGGGCUCUACGCCACCGUCGACUUUGGACCAGGCUCCAAUGUGACAGAGGCAUUUGGUGCCCAGCGCCAGGUCGAGCCGAAGGGGCCCCUGGUGAACUCCGAGUACUACACGGGCUGGCUGGACUACUGGGGGGAAGCGCACGCCAGCACCAGCUCUGUGCAGGUGGCCCGGGGGCUGGAGGACAUGCUGCAGCUGGGAGCCAGUGUCAACAUGCAAGUAGUCAGCUGGCAGGGGACAGCCUGAGGGCGGCGAUGCCCUCCCCUCUGCCAGCAUCGGAGCAGGUACAUGUUCCAUGGGGGGACGAACUUCGCCUACUGGAGCGGUGCUGACUUCAAGGACCAGUACAAACCAGUGACCACCAGCUACGACUACGAUGCCCCCCUCUCGGAGGCAGGAGACCCCACUGAGAAGCUGUUUGCCAUCCGCACGGUCAUCAGCAAGUUCCAGCCCCUGCCAGUCGGUCCAAUGCCACCUGCCACCCCCAAGUAUGCCUAUGGCUGGGUGGCCCUGCGGAAGUAUGCCAACCUCCUGGACGUCUUGGAUAUGCUGUGCCCCUCUGGGCCCAUCCAGAGCCAGUUCCCCCUCACCUUUGAGGCCAUAAAGCAGGUCCAUGGCUUUGUGUUGUACCGCACACAGCUGCCCCGGGACGUCCUGGACCCAGCCGCACUGGGCGCUCCUCCCCACAGCAUCUGUGACCGCGGCUAUGUGAUGCUGCAGAAGGAGUACCAGGGGACACUGGAGCGGGACGGGCAGACAGCACUGCAUGUGACGGGCAGUACUGGGGACACCCUGGAUGUGCUCCUGGAGAACAUGGGCAGGAUCAGCUUCGGGGCCAACAUCAGUGACUUCAAGGGCUUGCUGGGGAACCUCUCCUUAGACUCCAGCCCCCUCAGGAACUGGCUGAUCUAUCCCCUGGCCAUAGACACUGCCGUCCAGCAGGGCUGGCCCCACGCUGCCCUGCCAAAAUCAAGCAGUGGGGGCAGAGCAGGGCCAGCCUUCUACACUGGGACCUUUGAGACCCCUGGCAUCACCUGGGACACCUUCGUGAAGUUCCCAGGUUGGAGCAAGGGCCAGCUGUGGAUAAACGGCUUCAACCUGGGCCGGUACUGGCCUCUCCGCGGGCCCCAGCAGACCCUCUUUGUGCCCGGCUCAGUGCUGCACAUUGGCCGCCCCAACAACAUCACAGUGCUGGAGCUGGAGGGGGCACCCUCUACCCCUCUCUUGCUCUUCCUUGACCGACCCCUUUUCAACAGGACCCUCAGCCGCAGCACUGCGGCCACAGAAUAAACGCAGGGCUGCCGGGCA